Symbiodinium sp. CCMP2592 is the source of this 312-nucleotide messenger RNA. The record is from the annotation of a GenBank genome assembly. Lineage: Eukaryota; Dinophyceae; Suessiales; Symbiodiniaceae.
AUGACGGUUGCUGCUGCUGGGGACUUUAUCGGCAUGCGGUCCUCGUAUUGGCGAACCGAGGAUUUGUUGAAGCUGUCGGACGCGCACUCCAUGGGCCUACGCACGCCGCCCAGAACAGCCGGAUGGCAGGGGCGACAGCUUCUGAAAGAUGGCCAACCUGCUGGACUCAGAUGUGCCUGGAGCACGUGUGUCCAAUGCUGGGUGACGUUUCGGAGCGAUCUCGGAAAAGUGUUGCUGAGGUCACGUGGGGACAGCAAGGCACAGCAAGGUACAACAAGCAGUUCACAUGUCCCAAGCCUCGCUCUGACGUGA